AUGUGUUUAAAACAUCAGAAUAUUAGACUCCACCGUGCUCUGAGGUGUUAUUCAUCCUUUACUUCUAGGAGAAGAGUUGUAGUCACAGGUUUGGGUGCUGUUUCCCCUUUAGGAGCAUGUACGGAAGUAACCUGGCAAAACCUCUUAAAAGGUUGCAGUGGUAUUGUUUCUUUAGGCGAAGAAUAUCUUCAAUUACCUUGCAGAAUAGCUGGGUUAAUCCCUAAGGACAGGGAUGAUAAAAUAGAGAGGGCUUUAUCAAAGUCGAAUUUAAAAUCCAUGGCACCGGCUACAUGCUUAGCUUUGGUAGCUACUGCUGAAGCAUUAGUUGAUGCAUCUUGGUCACCACAAUCAGAUAGAGACAGAGAAAAUACGGGAGUCGCUUUAGGAAUGGGUAUGAUUGAUUUAAAAGAUGUCUGCGACACUAACUCGGCCUUACAAUUAGGUUAUAAUAAAGUUAGCCCAUUUUUUGUUCCACGAAUAUUGCCUAAUAUGGCUGCUGGUCAUGUAAGCAUCAAGUAUGGGUUGAGAGGCCCCAAUCAUUCUGUUUCUACAGCUUGUGCAACAGGAGCUCAUUCUAUUGGCGAUGCAUUUAGGUUUAUAAGGAAUGGUGAUGUCGAUGUGAUGGUGUGUGGUGGAGCAGAAGCAUGUAUAAGCCCUCUUGCUAUUGCAGGAUUCUGUCGGCUUAGAGCCUUAAGCACAUCUUUUAACGAUUCACCCAGUAAAGCUUCUAGGCCCUUUGACAAGAAAAGAGAGGGCUUUGUCAUGGGUGAAGGCGCAGCUGUUCUUAUAUUAGAAGAAUAUGAGCAUGCCCUCAAAAGAAAUGCUAAGAUGUAUGCCGAAAUACUGGGGUAUGGUCUCUCUGGUGAUGCUUCUCAUAUAACCACUCCACGAGAAGAUGGCAGUGGAGCAAUUCUCUCAAUGAGUAGAGCAUUAAAAGAUGCAAAUAUUGAUAAGAACCAAGUUUCAUUUAUCAAUGCUCAUGCUACAUCUACUCCUGUUGGUGAUAAUAUUGAAUCAACAGCUAUAAAGUCAUUGUUUAAGGAAAAUGUUUCGAAUGUGCAUGUUUCUUCCACAAAGGGAGCACAUGGCCACUUAUUAGGAGCCGCUGGAAAUUUAGAGGCAAUAUUUACCAUAUUAGCAUGCUAUCAUGGGGUUUUACCCCCUACAAUCAACUUAGAAAACCCUAUAGAUGACUUAAACUAUGUCGCCAAUACACCUGUGCCAUGGCAUAGUGACAAGAAGGUGGCUUUAAAAAAUUCAUUUGGCUUCGGAGGAACCAAUGCGUCACUGUGUAUAUCUAACAUAAGCUAA
Messenger RNA from Leptosia nina, 1311 nucleotides. The record is from the annotation of a GenBank genome assembly. NCBI's taxonomy places the organism in Eukaryota, Metazoa, Arthropoda, Insecta, Lepidoptera, Pieridae.